GCAAAUAUAAAAGGCAAGCCAUGUGACGGAGGGACAGAAGAACAAAAGCAUUUGGAAGUAACAGGACCUCCUUUAGCUCUCCGAAGGGUUCAAGGGAAGGAGGGAGUGGUGCAUUUUCCAAAGGCUUUCCGACGGAGCGGACAGCGUGGCUGUGGAUGGGGCAGGUUUAACACGCUCUUGAUCGGCUCUGAGCCGGGAGGAAAGCCCGUGCUGGCUCCGCUGCGGUGCCCGGCUGCGCUCGGAGCUGCCAGCGGAGGAUGCUGCACGACCCCGGACCGCCCGCCGAAGGAAGAGGGAGGCUCUCCUGCCUUCCCCGCUGAUCAUUUCCCUGUGUGUCAGCGCCAGAGGCACCAGCAUGACUGUUCUCUGCUUCUCUGCAAGGAGAAUUUCUCAGCUGUGAGCCCGGGGACCAAGUGUCAGUGCAGCGUAAGGAGCGGACCCUGCCCCGGGACAGCAGCUGAGAACAGAGCCCGGCUCCUGCUGGGAUCCAGAUGCUGCCCUUCAAUUAGCAGAGAGGAGACUGACACGGAGCAAGUGCUGCCUGACAACUGUGCAGGAGAUUCUUCGAUGGAUUACAAGUUCAUCAGACUCCAGCUUGAGAAGAAGAAUGACAGCCCAGACACAUAAACCAGACUUUUCACCAUCCUGGAAAGGAACUGGCUUCCAGAAUUUGGAAGGUUUUUGAUGCUCUACCUCCCUCUGCUGUUACCAGCGAGAAGUUCCUCGACGAUGGGAAAUCAUGUACUCGCAGCUUCGAUUUCCAUGCUGUCGCUGCUGGUGAUGGUGGGAGACACGGACAGUAAAACAGACGGGUCCUUCCUGAUGGACUCGGACCCCAGCCGCUGCAUGAGGCACCACUACGUGGAUUCCAUCAGCCACCCCCUGUACAAGUGCAGCUCCAAGAUGGUGCUGCUGGCUCGCUGCGAAGGCCGCUGCAGCCAGAGCUCGCGCUCGGAGCCCCUGGUUUCCUUCAGCGCCGUCCUCAAGCAGCCCUUCCGCUCCAGCUGCCACUGCUGCCGCCCCCAGACCUCCAAGCUGAAGGCCAUGAGGCUGCGCUGCUCGGGGGGCAUGCGGCUCACAGCCACCUACCGCUACAUCCUCUCCUGCCACUGCGAGGAGUGCAGCUCCUAGGGCCCGGCACAGGGACAGCGGGGCUCUGCUGUGGGGGGACCAUCCAGGAGUGGAGUGCUGAUGUGAGGGAAACCAUCCAGGAGUGGAGUGCUGAUGUGGGGGAACCAUCCAGGAGUGGAGUGCUGAUGUGGGGGGAACCAUCCAGGAGUGGAGUGCUGCUGUGAGGAAAAUCAUCCAAGAGUGGAGUGAAGAUCCUAGGCCAUGGCAGUGAGGACAAUGGGUGCUGCUGUGGGGGAACCAUCCAAGAGUGGAGUGCUUCUGUGGGGGAACCAUCCAGGAGUGGAGUGCUGAUGUGAGGGAAACCAUCCAAGAAUGGAGUGCAGCUCCUAGGCCAUGGCAGUGAGGACAAUGGGGUGCUGCUGUGGGGGAAGACUCCCAAGAAACCAUCCCGUCAGGCCGGCGCUCCCAGCACAGGACGGGACCAACUGGCUUGAAUCUGAGAGCAGAAGCACAAAAUAUCCUGGGUUGUUGGAUGGUGCUGCAGUGUGGGCUGUGACAAAGGCAAAAGUGUGAGGACUUGUUUUUAAGAAGCCUUUCUUUUUUUCUGAAAGGAUAUUUUUGAGAGUUUCUUCUUUUUCAGACUCAGCUCUGACUACGGAGAGGUGCUUUUACAAUAGGCCAUGGGCAGCAGGGGAACAGAGAAGAAGGUCAGCCAGAUGACAGCACUGCAACCUGGAAAAUGACAUUUGGACAGAGGAUGGGCAUCAGUUCCCACAGACAACCUCUUAACCUAUGAAUUUAUUCUUAGUUUUCUAGUUAUACUGGCCUUCAAAGCAAACUGUGCUGUUGGCAAGGGUCAUCUGUUACUGACCUAGUAUCCAAAUGCUGGAUAACUUAAAAUGUGGUUUAGCAGAAAUUACAAAUAAACCAUUGAAAAGUGAA
This is a messenger RNA of Oenanthe melanoleuca, 2013 nucleotides long. RefSeq names its product norrin cystine knot growth factor NDP (gene NDP). NCBI's taxonomy places the organism in Eukaryota, Metazoa, Chordata, Aves, Passeriformes, Muscicapidae. The transcript is spliced from 5 exons. Gene Ontology annotation, biological process: Wnt signaling pathway. The record is from RefSeq and is a predicted model, not a curated record. Bases 685 to 1131 code for a protein of 148 amino acids.